Molecule: messenger RNA, 1767 nt
Organism: Cadophora gregata
Lineage: Eukaryota; Fungi; Ascomycota; Leotiomycetes; Helotiales; Ploettnerulaceae
Exons: 2
Coding region: 104-640 (178 amino acids)
Source: RefSeq, a predicted model, not a curated record
AUCCAGAUACUCAACAGAUGGAACAUUGAUCAGAAGUUCUCUCAGUCACUCAAUACUUGGAAGCGUCUGUCAUACCGACCAAGCAACUCCUCCCAGUCCCGAAAUGUCUCUCUAUCAAGUGGACCCCAGCCCGACAGUAGAGGACGAUACCUCAACUGUCAACGGAGGAGUCGUCACGCCACCAGAAACGGUCGCCGACCUUCUUGAAGGUCUAGACCCGAUCAAGAGUCCUAAUAGUAGUGUACCAUGGCCUGGUAAUAGCUACAUUAUACGAUCCGCGAUUUCCGGACAAGUUCUCACUCUCAUUGAGGGGCAGGUUGUCUUGGCAGCACCUGGAGGCAAAGGCUCCAUACAUUGGGCAUGCGUCCAAACCAAAGGCUGGCUCGGCUUCAAGAACACCGUCUCCGGGAGGUAUCUCGGUCAUGGUAAACACGGCAACCUCAUCUGUUCAGCAGGCAAACAUCAAAGCUGGGAGAACUUCUGUGUACGGAUGACUCCAGAUGGAGAUUACAUCCUUCUCAUGACGCAUUUUGAAAGACUUUGGCAUGUAGGGACUAAGAAUGAGAAUGGGAAGAAAAAACUGGCGAAGAUUGGGGAAAAUAUGGAGGAGGCAAUUAUUUGGGAGUUCAUCAAAGUUUGACCAUGGGAUCGGGGGAAGCUGGGUAUGGAUGAUAGCAUGGGAGUUAGGUGUUCAUUUGAUGGCUUUACGAGUGCAAUGCGAUAUGUAGGAUGGAUGAAUGAAUGAAUGUAUUGACGUCUCAUCAGGUUGUUUUGGCCUCCUGUGCAGCCCUUAUCCUAGUUUUCAAAAUUAGCUCCAUGUCCCGAUCCUCCUCUUCGCCUGUUGGACCCUCUCCAGUCGUCCAGCAUGGCAUUACAUAUUGUACAGACCUUUUUUUUUUUUUUUGGCUGCAAUUCAAUAGAUGAUUACAUAUUUCACAAGUCCCCUUCCUCCUCGCAAGGAAGAGGGACUUGUCUUGCGCUCUUGAAAUCCCCGGCUAGUUCGAGCCACCAUGUUAAAUCCUUGUCUGCGUAGUAUGACUGCAUCACGUUCGCAUAUGUGUCGUUGCUCUCCUUCUUAUCUUCAUUGCUUGUCGUCUUUUGGCCUGCCGAAUUUGUGGUGUGUGUUGUCUGGGAGUCUUGUUCCUGUGUUGGUGGGUUCAAUCUGGAUGUGGUGUUGGAUUGAGCGGAGGCGGUUUGGGUGGGUUUUGAGCUUUUCAUGGUGACGGUGGGUCCGAUCAAUGGAUCGAAGGGAGAGCUGGAUACUACUUGAGUUCUCUAAGGGCUGGAGUUGGAAUAGAAGGGGUGUUGGCUUUUUAUAAGGUGAGAAGAUCGGUGCCUGAAGCCCAUGGACUGCUGCCUGGGUUUGGUGGUUUCGCUUUUGUAGGCUCCAGCCAGAAUGAUCAUUAAGUAUUGUUCUGGUUGGAUAAUAUUGGCAGUACAAAAUACUAGCCACUAUUUAGAGAAUCCAUUCUCCUUGGAUACAUUGCGCUUCGCGUGGUAACGAUGCCAUUAACACAAGUUGCGAGAAAGGCGACAUGCCCUUGCUUUAAAGACAGCAAAUGACUGGCCAGUCACUCCAAACUUCUUCUUAGCUCAGUGAGUGCCAGUUGCACUUCGCUUGAGACUUACCGAUACAGUUGAUAGCUUGGAUAGUGACCUGACUGGGAAAGGACAUGCUUAGAAGGAAGACCACUCCCAAAAUCCAAAACUGUGGAACUUGCACUAAAGAAGAUGCUAUUUCGGCAAGGAAGGUGCGACUAGUUGUAG